Molecule: messenger RNA, 3198 nt
Organism: Aspergillus bombycis
Lineage: Eukaryota; Fungi; Ascomycota; Eurotiomycetes; Eurotiales; Aspergillaceae
Product: tRNA processing endoribonuclease Trz1
Exons: 2
Coding region: 1-3198 (1065 amino acids)
Biological process (GO): mitochondrial tRNA 3'-end processing
Cellular component (GO): mitochondrion
Molecular function (GO): 3'-tRNA processing endoribonuclease activity
Source: RefSeq, a predicted model, not a curated record
AUGAAGUUCUUCUACCAGGUUAUAACGACCCCCACGGCCGAUACGCCUGGCACGACUAUCGCGCUUCAGUUCCCAGAAAAGCGGUAUUUCUUCGGGCAGAUCUCCGAAGGAACUCAGCGGGCAUGUACGGAACGUGGUGUUAAGCUCGCUUACCUCACCGAUGUUUUUCUCACGGGUCGCAUGGAAUGGGACAAUAAUGGUGGCUUGAUUGGCGUGAUUCUUACACUCGCAGAUGGUGUUGCUAGUGCAAAUACUGCCCUGGAGGCUAUGGCCCGUGAGAAGCAGGCCCGCCAACAAAAGUCUGGCAAAUCUGACAAGUCUGACAAAAAGCCCCCUGCGAAGGCCAAAUUGGAGCAUGGCGUGCCCUACGCCGUCCGGGAUGGAGAGGCUGUUGCGCAGCGGGGGACCUUGACAAUCCAUGGUGGUAAGAACCUAGCGCAUACCUUAGCCACUGCUCGGAGAUUUGUAUUCAGGAAGGGUAUGCCGGUCUUCACACGGGAAUAUGACAGUGAGAGUACGGCCAAGAAAGAGUCUGCAGAGACAGAAGAUCCUUUUGAAAAACCCACUUGGUCUGAUGAUAACAUCAAAGUAUGGGCUAUGCCUAUUCGUCCUCCCACAUCUUUGCAGCCGAAGGAAAUCCUCCGUGUUGCCCCACAAAGCCCGAGGAAGAGGAGCCUUGAUGAAUUCAGAGAAGAAGUUACUGCUCAAGAGGCGAUUGACCCGCGCACUCGCGACCAAAUCAUCAGGCAAUCGGUUAUAACGGACAUGUUCAAUUCGACAUGGAAAUUGGAUGCUUUGGUUGAGACCCCUUUGGCUGAGGUUAAGAUGCCCGCGGUCAUGUUUGUUCGCAAUCCAGAGACCAGGGCGCUUGAGCAAUACACGGGUCCUGCUCCGGGAAGCAAUGAACCGCUGCCUGACAUCAAGGUUUUUGUACGCCAGCCUUGGCCAGGCGCAGCCGUUGAAAAAAUUCCUCCUACCACCUGGUGUAAUGAAGCUGUUUCUUAUAUCGUGCGGAAUCAUGAUAUCAGAGGCAAGUUUGAUCCCAAGAAAGCGGCGGAGUUGAAGGUCCAUAAAGGUAAGGACUUCGGGCGUCUGACGAAGGGCGAAAGCGUGAUAUCCGAAGAUAAGCAAACCAUUACGCCUGAGAUGGUUCUAGGCCCCCCACGACUUGGAAAAGGUCUAGCCAUCAUCGACCUGCCUAGCUCAGAGUAUGUGGAGAGUCUGAUUAGUAGGCCGGAAUGGAAGUCACCUUCUGUCACUACGAACCUUGAAGCAUUUAUCUGGAUACUAGGCCCCGGAGUCGGAGAUCAUCCACGGCUGCGUGAGUUUGUCGCCAGUAUGCCCCAUUGCAAACACACUGUGUCUAGCUCGGACUAUUGUCCAAACUACUUGGCUAUGGGCAGCAUUGCCGGCUCAUCUGUUCGUAUGGCGCAGUUGAGGCGCGACAACUACCCAGUGCCAGUCCAUGACAAUGUGAGCCUUCCACAACCAGGGACACGCACUCAUGGUUCGGAGGUCACAGUGAGAAAUGUGCAGAAUUCGCCAUUCGAAGCAAUUGAGCCUGGCCUUAUCAUUGACAUGGAACCUAAUUUUGACAUCAACCGCUCUGAGGUUGUCCCACGGUUCAAUGCAAUUGAGGCAGUGCAACGGAUACCUGUGGCAGUCCAGAAACGUAUGAGUACGAUCGAUAGGCGAGUCAAAAAGGAAGAAUUUGAGGAAAAGCUGCGGCAGUUCCGGAAAGACCUUCCAGGAGCCGAUGCGGAGAUCAUCACCCUUGGUACAGGUUCUUCUUCUCCUUCCAAAUACCGCAAUGUUUCCAGCACUCUCGUUCAUGUCCCUGGUUACGGCUACUAUCUGCUUGACUGCGGCGAGAACACGCUUGGUCAGCUGAAGCGCGUUUUCGAGCCCGAAAAGUUGCGGGAAGUUCUACAGAACUUGCGAAUGAUCUGGAUUAGCCAUCUGCAUGCAGACCACCAUCUUGGUACUGCUUCUGUCAUCAAGGCGUGGUUCCAAGAGAACUAUCCGAAUGGAGAUUCGCAAACAAGCGCUAUCGAGACCGACAUGUCCAAGAUACUCCAGGAAAAGAGACUGUUCCUUGUCUCUGAAGAAAACAUGAUCUGGUGGCUAGAAGAGUACGCAAGCGCCGAAAAUUUUGGCUUUGGGAAAGUGAUUCCCUUAUCCGCUUACCCCGUGAUUCAAAACAGGGCACUGCGGACUAGGUUUGUAUACCGGCACUGUCGUGCGGAUGGCUCAUUCUCUAACCAGGAAGUCGAAACUUCAAAUCCCCGAAGUACAGAGCUUAGCUUUGACAACGAGUCGUCUCCGCUCACGCCACUUCUCCGCAAAGCCACAGGUCUUGCUGAUCUCUUAACCACAAAGGUCUCCUUUUCGGGUGACUGCCGGCCUUCCCCUAGCUUUGCCGCGAUUGGACACGGCUCCACCGUUCUCAUCCACGAAGCCACCUUCCAGGAUGACAUGGGAGUAUCGGCUAUCGCGAAGAAACACUCUACGACAUCCGAAGCCCUAGAAGUUGGCCGCAGAAUGGAAGCUCGCGCCAUCCUCCUCACCCACUUCAGUCAACGGUACCAGAAGGUCGCACACGUAGAAAAGAACCGCCCGCCCGCCAAACGCCAAGAGACCGUUGUCCAGCCCGAACAACCCGACAUCCCAGACAACGAACCGGAAGAGGCCUCCCAAGCGGCAACCUCCAAUGGGUAUGUUCCUUCCUUCUUUGCCACCAUCAAGGUAGAGGAAAAGCCGCAGGUAAAGGUUCCUGUCGUCGCCGCCUUCGACUACAUGCGCAUCCGUGUUGGCGAUAUGCCCGUCGCGCAGGCGUACGCGCCGGCAGUGGAGAAGCUCUACGACAUCCUGGAACGCGCUUCGGAAGAGGACUCCGAGAAGCAGCGCCAGGAGAAGGAGAAACAGGAGGCUGCCAAAAUGCAGGAGAAGAUGAGAAGAAAGGCCAAGCACGAGAAGAAGUCAAAGGCUGGUGCUAGCCUGGCCGAUGCGGAACCAACACCUGCUGUCCCCGCUGAAGAAAUGGAUCUCGACAAGAAGUCCCCGGUCAAGCGUCACUCGGCCUGGAGUGCCAGCGAAAGUGAAAGCGGCUGGAGCACCAGUGGCAGUGAUAGUGAAGCUGAGGUGCGUGUGAGGCGCAACAGCCGCAGUCCCAGUAGGACUGUGAAGCGUUCGAGUUAG